This is a messenger RNA of Solenopsis invicta (red fire ant), 4184 nucleotides long. RefSeq lists its product as uncharacterized. The transcript is spliced from 6 exons. Bases 1935 to 3707 code for a protein of 590 amino acids. The record is from RefSeq and is a predicted model, not a curated record. Lineage: Eukaryota; Metazoa; Arthropoda; Insecta; Hymenoptera; Formicidae.
GUGGCACCAGCGACCAGCUACACGACGCAGGCGAGUGUGUGCGUUCGCGCGGCUCUUGGUGCCGGUGGGCCUCUUACACUCCACUCAGUUCGCGCCGGGCGUCAGUGACUUCGCGUCCGUCGAUCCGAUCGGAUCCUCUCCAAAAGGUGCGCGCGUUCUUUCUGGUAGGACCAGAAGAUACCCGGGCUCGUUCGAUCAUCGCCUUUAGGCAACCGAAACGAGACCACCGCGAUGCAGGGCGACCUCGGCCGACAAGGUGUCUGAAGGAUAUCCCCGCGGGAUUCUCUCUCUACCUCUUUCUCUAGCCUUCGCCUUUCCUCGCGGGAUACGGUAGGUCCUGUUCGUAGGCUACCAGGAUGCAGCUCAGACCCAGUUAUCGAGGCGUCUGAAGGCACCCCGCGGCCCGCACGGCUCGGCAUAAAGCAAUAAAAGUGCCCGCGCGGCCACGAGAUAUAUCUCGCGAGGCUCGCGUAAGAAACGGCGAAAGAAAGCCGACUGCACCGGUAAAUCAUAAACGCCACGGGGAUCGAACCCCACGGGAGAUAACUGCCUUCGCGUCAAGAGAUAGAGAGAGAGAGAGAGAGAGAGAGAGAGAGAGAGAGAGAGAGAGAGAAAGAAGAGGGUGAGGAGCCGAGCGCGCGCGGCUCGGUUAACCGAGCGGGAUUCAUCAUUCGAUCGUGCGUUCCAUCCAUCGGAUCCAUCUAUCCUCGGACACGUCGAAAACGAAACAGCCCGGAAGAGGAGAGCCCGUUCGUCGUUCAUCAUCGGGAGCAGGACGUCCGGAAGGUUACCUCGCCCACGCUUCUCGCCCGCCAUUGUGAACAUCGUCGAUAGAUCCUGAUAGUUUCCCCCAUAGUAAAGAGAUACGCGUGCAUAAGCGCUCGUCCACUUCUCUCGCGAGUGAUCAUCACGGAUAUACUACCGCCGGUAGAUCGUAAUAGUCUAAGGGAAAACUGCACUAAGGAGAGAUGCGCCGCCUUGCUCUCGCAACGGUGUUUACCGUCGAGGAUAUUAUCGACAGAUCGUGAUAGUUUUGCCGUAACGCGUUUGCGCUACCGUCCCGCGAUCGACCGCGGGAGGAGAUGAUCCACCGCGAGUGUGAAAAGUGUAAAGCGGAAAGUGGCAAACCCGCGAGGCGGCUCGAAGCUGAUCGCCUCCUCGACAGUGCCGCCGACUCGCAGGAACGAUCGACGAUCGGUGUUUCGUUCGGCGCGGUGUUUCGUCGACGGUGUUUCGUGAUCCUCGAUCUCACUACGCGCUGUUGCCCCGGGCAACAGUUUAGUGGCCAGUGAACGGAGUUUCACGUAUUGUUUGUAACGGGAUGAACGAGCCGGCUCUAAUAUCCGCUGCAAAUCAAUUUUACGCCAUUCGAUGAAGGAAAUCGAUUUUAUCGCUCGAGAUAUAUGUAUAUAAAAGUAACGACCGCUUAGCUCUUCGUGUGCAUAAUUGGAUAUCUUCUUCUUCUUCUUCUUCUUCUUCUUUGCGCGCGGUAAUUUUACGCGAGGAUUGCCUGACGCUCGCAAAGUGUCGAAAAUAACUCAGCACCGAAAGGGUUAAUGUCACUAUCAUCGCGCCGCGAGACGGAAAGUGACGGUCGCCGGGCGACCGCGGCGGAGUGACAUAAUUGAAGAAGAAAGUGCCAGCGCGUCCGAACCCGUUAUUAAGCGGUAAUGAACGGGUGCCGAGGGGGGAGCGAAGAUGCCUUCGAAAGCAAACGCCGUGCUCGCUCCGCCACCACGAGGAUUAAAUGAUGCUAAGCCCUCGAGCUCCGCGGCGUCAUCGUGAGGAGGACUAUCUCGCUUGAAUCAUCAGCCUUAGUCGCGUCAAUUUUCUGAUCCCGACAUCCCGCCGGCCUGUCUGAACCGCACGUUCACCUUCCGAUGUUCCCCGGAACCGUUCGCGCGGUGACGCUGUUUCGAAACGCGUGAGAGAUCAUGUCGUCGAACGGCGAAUUCUCGACGAUGUCCAGCGAGGAGAUGCCUUCGCUGCCCAAAUCCCUCCCGAGUUCGAGGGAGGCCACCGCCGAAGGUUGUUCCGGCUCGAGCGGCGGAUACAUGCCGCUACGGGAGUUCCUCGAUCGAUUCUCGCUGCCGAGGGUCGUCAGACUCGAGGGCACCAGCGGCAGACCGGUGCUCCUGUACAAGCAGCAACAGCGAUCGCUGAGAGUCACGGCGAGCCUGCUGAUACACCGGUACCGGCAUGACGUCAAGGUGGGACCGGAGAUCGUCAUCCCGGAGGGUUAUCCAGGAUGGUUUUCUGUGAUAUCUGGCAAUAACACGACGGGCAGCGCGCGCGUCUAUCGAAGGGUGGACUCCUUGGUGAAGACGGGGGUACCCGCUUUUCUAUUAGCGACGCCUCUGAGAGCCUACACGCUGACGCACUCGAAAAUGGAGAAUGGAAAUCUACGGGCCCAUUACACGAAGACGACGAUCAGAGCCGGCGAGAUACUGCGGCUCGUAGCGGUCUUCCAGGAUACGAGGCGCUGCAGCUCGGUCUCCUUCGGCAUUUCCGGGGGGUGUCCCGAGAAGGACCAGUACGCGCAAUGCAUCGAUCUUCACGGGCGAGAGGUGUUCGCCUCCCUGUCGACCAGGGGCGAGUUCUACGCGAUUUGUCAAGGUGGAAACGUCGACACUGGCAGCGACGCGGUGCUUUACAAGGUUCACCACCUCGUCAAGAGACAGUUGCCUCUUAGAGUACGACUGAUAGCGGGACCGCUGCCAGUGCCGUUACCGAAGGAGUACGGCGGUCUAAUGCAAUUGGAAACGUCGACGCGUGGCCCGAUAGUGUUGGGCUGCGUCGUUCCCGAGAGACCGGUGCAUAAUCCAGAAAUGCUCGAAUUGGUCGUGUCCGGUAACGGAGCGCCGAGAGUGCGAAGGGCUCGAUUGGGUUACCCUUCGGAGGCGAGAUUGCUAGCCUCGCCGAAAAUGCAACGAUUACUAUCGGCCUGCAGUCGAACGGUCGGAGAUCGAGCAACAGAGCCACGAGUAGCGCCCACGAAGCUGCACUCGCCGACUGUGGAAAGCCUGAAAGAGAUGCAUCUGAAAAAGAUUAAGCCGAAACCGGAGACCAAACCGAUUCUGCAGAGUCUAAAGGAUGGACUGGAACACCUGAAACGAAGUUCCGUCAAAGAGCGGAGCCAGCAGACGAAACAGAGCACCGGGAACGGCAUUCUGGAGAGAAUCUCGAAACUCACUCAGGGCAAUAGGAAUCGCAACCCAGCGAAGAAGUCAGCCUCCUUCACAUUCGCGGUGAGACCGGAGAUAGCCAUGAGAUCUCAGGAGCGUUACUCCAGUCUGGAGCCGGAAACUACCUCUCAACAGACCCGCCAGAAUCAAAACGCCAAGCAGCCGGUGCAGAGAUCCGUGUCGACCAGCGUGUUGGAGAUCCCGUGCGUCGAGCUACAGCCUAACUAUUCUCACGUGAGGGACAGCUUAACGCCGCUGCCGAAACAAGUCAAGACCAGUAGCAAUAAAACCGAGGAGAUCUACGCUGAGAUCUGCGAUACCGCAAUGGCGAACCAAGCGCAGAAAUGUCCAGGAAGCCAUGUGAUGGCGCGAAUCAGAAUCGUCGUGCAAGGCGGAGACUCGUCCUUAGGAGCACACAAUGUGAUCGGCAACGAAAGAUAUGUGAAUUCGAUGGUGGCAAGCGAGCAAAUCGACUCGAUUAUCAGUACAGAGGACGAAGUGAUUUAUAACACUGUAUUCUGAAAUUGGAAUGACGUACAAAAUGCAUUUAUCAUAUUUAUAUGUAAGCGGAAAAGAGAUUUCAUUGUAACACGAGGCAGCGAUGCAUGGAAAUUCCUAAAGUGUAGGCAAACCGGCUGUGUUCAUCGCGCGCGUCCCGCGAGCGAUCGGCUUUUCUAACCGCUGUUUCGAGAUGUAUUAUAUUAUGUAAGAGAAUAUAUUAAGAAAAUUUGUACAAGUAUUUUUGUAGAAAAAUACAGAGAUCUUCUAUACAUAUCUUUGCCAUACUAUUAGUGUACUAACAAUUGGCAUAAGAAUGUGCUUUAGAAAAUGUUUUAUAGAACGAUUCAAAUUACGUAAAAUGUAAGUGUAAUUUGCAUCAAAAUAAAAUUCAUAUAAUUUUUGUUAAAUCCGAUUGCUGUCUACGAAAAUAGAACAAUGUAAAAAUGGAGACACCAACUCUGUUUGUAGGAAAAAAAUAUAUAUUUUAUGUCUUUUUUA